AUGGCCUCGCUCGAGAACCUCGCUGUUAUUGUUACCGGCGGAGCCGGCGGCCUCGGCAAGGCCAUUGCCACCGCUUUCCUCGCUGCGGGCAGCCAGGUCGCCGUCUGCGAUGUCUCCGCGCCCCGCAUCGCCGAAGUUACGACCGAGUGGGAGGCGUCCCACUCUGGUAAAUUUAUCGCCGCGACGGCUGAUAUCACCGACGAGGCCGCUUCCCAGGCCUUUGUCGAUUCCGUCGUCGCCAAGUUUGGCAAGCUUGACAUGCUCAUCAACAAUGCCGGUAUCAUGGAUUCCUUCGACCCCAUCGGCACGACCGACAAGACGGUCUGGGACCGCGUCAUGAACGUCAACGUCACUGGCCUUUUCCUCAUGACCAAGGCAGCAGUUAACGGUACCAUGGCCGGCGCUGCCUACACGGCCAGCAAGCAUGCCGUUCUCGGCCUCACCAAGAAUACCGCCGGGUUCUACGGAGACAAGGGCAUCUACUCUAUUGUCUUGCUCGUUGGAGCAAUGACAAAUACCAACAUUGUCGACGCCUUUGCCCUUUCGGCGCCCAACCAAGCCAACAUGGGCGUCUCUCACCAACUCAACCCGGGGUUCAACCCUGCCACCACGGGCGUGCCUCUUGAGGAUGUUGCCAAGUACUGCAUCUUCUAUGCCGACCGAAACGUUGCCCACGCCUCGAACGGAUCGACCAUUACCGUGAACAAGAACUGGCCCGUUGCCUAA
Parascedosporium putredinis is the source of this 726-nucleotide messenger RNA. The record is from the annotation of a GenBank genome assembly. Lineage: Eukaryota; Fungi; Ascomycota; Sordariomycetes; Microascales; Microascaceae.